Messenger RNA from Tetranychus urticae (two-spotted spider mite), 1413 nucleotides. Its product is annotated as oxaloacetate decarboxylase, mitochondrial. Gene Ontology annotation, cellular component: mitochondrion. The record is from RefSeq and is a predicted model, not a curated record. NCBI's taxonomy places the organism in Eukaryota, Metazoa, Arthropoda, Arachnida, Trombidiformes, Tetranychidae. Gene Ontology annotation, molecular function: acetylpyruvate hydrolase activity.
GGUUUUUCGGAAAUAUGAGAGUUCAAUGAUUAUUAAUGGUUAUGAUUGAUUAUUGAUUCAUGUUGAUUGUUUAUGACAAUAAAAAAAAUCCAAAUUCAACAAUUUAAAGCGUUAAUUACUUUAUUCUUAGUCUAGAGCAGCUAAUUUUAUUAAAACCAACUCAAAAUUAAAAUAAUAAUCAACUUUACCCGCGCUCGGGUAACCUUGGUUGCAAAAUUUUCUAUUUGUGUUAAAAACUCAUGCUUUAUGUUUUGUUCCGUUGUGCAUUAUAAGGUCUAAUUUUACUUGAUCUUUUGUUUAAAUUUAAUCAAAUUACCAGCAAUUGUUCUUGCAUAUUUAUCGACGAUUCUGUUUUGUAUGUGCGCUGGUUAAAUCAAUUUUGUUCAACUUGGCGAAUCUGUUUAAGCUCUGUCCAGUUUUCUACUCAUUAUUGUGCUUCUCUUAGGCUUUUCAAUAUGAGGCUCAUUAACUUUGUUGAAUUUAGUCGUAAAAUUGUUGGUGUUGGACGUAAUUAUCUUGGCCAUGUUAAAGAGAUGAAAUAUGCCGGAAAGCCGGAAAGUCCUGUUAUUUUUCUCAAGCCUCCAACAAGUUUCGUAGUCAAUGGAUCAUCAAUUAAAUAUCCAAAGGAAUGUUCAGAUUUACAGCAUGAAGUCGAAUUAGCUGUUAUCAUUGGGUUCAAAGGAAGUGAUAUUGCAGAAAACACUGCUUGGGAUCAUGUCGGUGGAUAUACCAUUGCCCUUGAUAUGACAGCCAGAGAUUGGCAAGCAAAAGCAAAAGAACAAGGUAUGCCCUGGUCUCGAGCAAAAGGCUCUGAUACCUUUUGUCCAGUAGGCACUUUUAUCCCAAAAGAAAAGAUUCCAGAUAUCGAAAAUCAACGAAUUUGGUGUUCAGUUAAUGGACAAAUGAGACAAGAUGGUAACACAAAAGACAUGAUUUUCAAAAUACCGUAUAUUAUUAGUCACAUAAGCUCAUUUUUCACCCUGGAACCUGGAGAUGUUAUUCUAACAGGAUCACCUGCAGGAACUGGUUCUGUAAAACCUGGUGAUAAAAUCGAGAUUGGUUUGGGUGAUCUGAUUAAAGCUAAUUUCUCUGUUAUUGCUAAAUAAGCAUUUCAAUUACAUGGUAUUUUGUCUAGAAUGAUUUUAUUCAUAUUAUUAAUCCUUCCUCCUUCAUUUUUCCCUUACCCGCUGUUCCUUCUUUUUCUAAAUCAUUUAUAACAAAAGCAAAAUCAAUUAUAAAACUGUUUAAACCAAAAGCUAAAUAUUAUAAAUCUAAUGUGUCCUACAGUAAACUGAUACAAAUGUUAGUUAUUUGUUUUUCAAUUUAUUAAAUCAAUUCUUUGAUAUUAUUUUUCUGAAAAUACAAAAUAAAAUCAUUUGAAUUGAUGGAAUAAACUUGACAUUAAAUAUUCAA